AUGGCUUCCGGUGAAGGGUCCCGCAAGCCCAGGAAACGUAAUUUUAGUGCCUGCGAGAUUUCAAUUUUGAUGGAGAAAGUAGAGGAAAACUUGGCCAUUCUACAAAGUAAAUUCACCAACAGUGUUACCAACUUGAAGAAAAAGCAGGUGUGGUCGGAAAUUACCGCCGCAGUAAACGCAGUUGGAGUAGACAAGCGCACAGAGACAGAGGUCCGCGAAAAAUGGAAGAAUCUUCAUUCCGCUGCCAAAAGAGUGUUCGCAAAAUUCCGUCAAGAAACCAAAAAAACUGGAGGAGGCCCUACCCCGAAAGAAAUAUCUGCGACCACUUCAAAAGUCAUUGAACUUUUCCAGGACACUCCGUCCUUUGUAGGCCUAGCGGGGUUUGAGAAAAAUUGUCCAAAUGGUAAGCCAAUAUUUUAAACUUUCAUUUCCGCAUUAUGGAGCAUUAUGAGCUUAACUUUUGCUUUAUAAGAAAAAGUGGGUAAACAUAUUAAGCAUAAUUAGCGCUUGUUUCAGUGUUGUUUUGUCAAGCGCUUAAAUGGUUUUGCGACCGUAGGUCACGAAAGUUGAUCUCAUCGAGUCCCCGACUUUUGGAAUUAAGUGUGGUAUUUGUGUAGCUUGGUACUCGAGAAAAGUUGAAAUUACCUUUUUUGAGAAUGAAUAGCAGUUAUUUCAAUUUAAACAAGACCAACAAAAAAGUAAAAAAAAAAAAACAGCUACUGUGACCCCAUCUCGCUCUUUGCUGUUAUUGUUAAAGCUUCAACUUUACUGUGAUAUGCGAGAAUUUUUGCACGUUUUACUUAUGUGAAUGUAAGAAAGUUUUGUUUAAACUAAUAUAUUGUAGGAAAACAAAACAGGGAGAGACCGUAAAAUUGCUAUGUGUAAGAAAAAAGCUAAGAAGAAAAGAAACGAUUCGUGCUUUCUGAGGCUCCAAGAAAUUACAAACGCCAUGAUUAAGCUAAAUUUUAUGGGGAAAAUUUUAUUUAACUUAUUUCUUUUCCCAAAGAGUAGCAAGUUUGAGGCUCAACAUAGACCCAAGUUGAAGUUCAAGUAUAGAAUUAAAGACGAAUAGCCGAUAUUACUUAAAUGGGAGUCGUGAGUCAGUGUUUAGUAUACAAAAAUUUCGGAAAAGUAAAAUAAGGCCGUUUCCUCAGCGGUCUGCAUAUUGUUAGAGAUUUUAUUUUGUACUAACUUGAACAUAUAUUUCACCACCCAAUUUUUUUAAAAUAUUUCUAUGAGCCUAUAAAAAAUUGAAUCCAUUUCCAUUAAAUAAUUAGCCUUUAAAGACAGAUUGUGUGAGCACUGUUGUUAUGCAUGUUCACAGAUCAGUCAUUUGAAGAGCAGAGUAGAGGUUGGAGUGAUGUAAUUCUAGUCGCAGAGGUCAGUGAACAGUCACAGUCAGCCACUGCAGUGUCUGCUGAAGAUGUAGAGCAGGAAAAACCUUGUAUUGUAGUGCAAGAGUCAGAGGGAAAAUGUGAGCCAAAAAGGAAGAAAAUAACACAUGACCUUGUGCUGGAGCAGCAGUUCAACACCCUCCUUUUAAGGCAAGACAAUCUGAAGUUGAAAAAGAGGAAAUUGGAGCUAGAGGUCUUGCUUCUAGAAGAGAGG
Molecule: messenger RNA, 1608 nt
Organism: Porites evermanni
Lineage: Eukaryota; Metazoa; Cnidaria; Anthozoa; Scleractinia; Poritidae
Source: the annotation of a GenBank genome assembly